This is a messenger RNA of Pygocentrus nattereri (red-bellied piranha), 7644 nucleotides long. It is a transcript of the gene tmem132e, whose product is annotated as transmembrane protein 132E. The coding region runs from base 1464 to 4676 and encodes 1070 amino acids. The transcript has 9 exons. The record is from RefSeq and is a predicted model, not a curated record. Lineage: Eukaryota; Metazoa; Chordata; Actinopteri; Characiformes; Serrasalmidae.
UGUGGGCGUGAGGGACGCGAUAUCCCCCCUAGGCGGACAAAUGGACUGGAAUCAGGAAUUUGAAGGCAGGAUAUCAGCGCCUAACCCUCAAACACUGAACUUUUCCCGUCUUCCAUCCUGAAUGAAGGAUGAGCAAAUGCACGUCAGACAGCGAGCGAUUCCAGUCGGCUGGGUCACGUGGCUGAAUCUCGGCCGCUAACACGCGCUCUCCCUCUCCUCGGAGAUUUUUUGAGAGCAGAGGUUUUUUAACCGGCACUGGGAAGAAACGUUCAAGUGUCGCCCCGUUUAGGGCAGAUAACGCGCUCCGCACAGCGCAGAGCAGGACUGCGGGUUUAAAAGGCGAACUCGACCGAUUUCCCGACGCCGGAAAGUGAAAGAUUUUUCACUAGACUACAAGACGGAGACGCCGAACUGCUGCUGGGCUUCGUCUCUCAGCAGGAACAGUUUUGGGGUGUCGUUGACGUUGGCGAAGCUGAGGAAAACACAUUUUUCACAAAGUGGACUCCACACGCCGGGCAGGGUCCCCACACGCUGCAAACUGCCCUCAAGGAAAAAGCAAGGCAACCACUUCGACUUCUGUGGGAUUUCUGCUGUUUUAUCCGCCCAGAUUGAAGCGACCGGGGAGUUUUCUCUGACAGAACCGCCGCGGCGGUCGUCAACGUGUUUCUCCGCGCUGCCGGAUCUCCUGCUACUUCGGUUUGGACAACUUUACCCGGACUAAACUGAGCACCGAAGGCGAAACACGUCGGGGAAGGCGGUCCGGCUGCUCGGCGAACCCUUUUGGACCCGUGUUCUGUCGUUUUGUUUCCUUAACCGGGCGGUACCGCUCGGCUGGGCUGUGUGGGCUGAUUUGCGAGCCGGACUGGUGAGCUGGGCUAGCCUGCUAGCUCUCAUUUACCUCAGGGCUGCUGCGCGGGAAAAACCGCGUCGCGCGACCCGAGCACGUCCACUGUUUAUGCGCCGCCGUUUUCCUCUCGACCCCCUGUUUUCUUCUUCCAGCCUCGCCUGGUUCUGCACUCCGCAGCCUGUGUGCCGGCUGGAGACGGGCUUAUCCCGCGAUGUGAGGAUUAUGUGAAGCGGGCACAUGGUUAAGAGACGCGUGGGAAUCGAGAGCUCCUCGGCGCCUGUAACUUUUCUCCCCCGCAGGCGCGCUCACUCGUCCGCUCACUCGUCCGCUCACUCGUCCUCUAUCUCUCUCUGCCUCUCCGGCCGUGGGAAGAGAUUUGGCUAACGGCCUUUCUGUCCUCUUCGCCUCUUUAUCCGGGUUUGCCAUAUUCCGUAAUGGACGUGAAAGUUCCCCCCACGUCCAGCACGUCCAGGUGAUUUUCUUUCCUCCACUCUCGGCUGGAAUCCACCGCGGGACUGGAGACGAGUCGCUGCUGCCGGCCGGUCGCAGGAUAAACAUUUCUGGAGCUGAUCAGUUUUAGUUGUUUGGAUAAACGGGAUUUACUGGGGGAACUACGAUGUCAUUUGUACGGUCUUGCUUGGGAACUCUGCUGCUGUGUGCAUUCAUUUCUGAUGUUGCAGGUAAAGUUUCCCCCACCAGCUCUGAUGCCCUCCUCAGUGCCCCCGCUGCUAGCGCCACCUCCAGCCCUCCAGACAUGUACCUCCCUGCCAGCUUCAAGCUUUCCAACACCCAACUGGCCUUCUUCCUCCAAGAGAGCCGAGUCCCAGCCCGGGGUGGCUCUGGAGGCCACCCACUGCAACGCUCCGAGAGCUUUGUCGUCUUUCAGACCAAGGAGUUACCCUCGGUCAACAUCUCCCUGGGUCCUUUCACGCAGGACCAAACGCUCUCCAAAGACCUUCUGCAGCCGUCAAGUCCCUUAGAUAUCCCAGGAAGGCUGACCGUCAACUGGAAGGUUCGGGCCUUCAUCGUCCAGUCCAAAGUCUUUGCAAGCAACCCGGUGGUCCAAGUGCUGUUUUACAUUGCAGGUCGGGAUUGGGAUGACUUCAAGGUCCAGGACAAGCUGCCUUGCGUGAGGCUGCAUGCCUUCCGGGAUGUUCGGGAAAUCAAGACUUCUUGCAGGCUCCAGGGCAAUCUGGCUCAGUGCUUAGCCCAGCUGGACCUUCCGCCCACCUGGUUUAACGUCAACGUUGCACCCUUGGGCCGCAGGAAAUCCUCAGUCUCAGAUGGUCUGGAGAUGACCGGGGAGACCCUCCAAGUGGAGCUCUACUACACUCUCCAUGAUCCGGACAGCAAAGGGGAAUGCGGGGAGAGUUACAGUAGGCGAGGAGGAGGGUCAAGGGGAGAGAGCUCAUCCCAGCAACCCCUACUUCGGAUUGGGAGCAUCAGCCUGUACCAACCGAGUCAAGAGCAGCUGGUGGUGGACAAGCAACUGGACAAGAACCUCUUCUUGCGGCUGCCUGAGAAGCCGCUGAAGCCUGGCGAAAUUCUGAGCAUCUUUCUGUACUUGGUGCCAAACUCAACAGUGGAACAAUUCACACUCAAGGUGAAAGCCAAGAAGGGGGUGAAUCUGCUCAACACAAAGUCAAAGAGCAACCAGUGGAAAGUAGAGUGGGAGGUGCAGUCGGGCGCCAAGCACUCUAUCGCCACAGUGGAAGUCAGCAAGAUCAAAGGGGUCCCUGGGGAUGUGGCCGCCAACAUUGAAGUCAUGCAGCUGGAUUUUGAGAUGGAGAACUUUACCAGUCAAUCAGUGACUAGAAGAAUCAACUGGAACAUUGAUUAUCGGGGCCAAAACCCACCCCCAGACUCAGACAAGGUGGUGACAGAGUUGACGGUGGUUCAGAAGGAUAUUCAGGCUAUCAUACCCCUGUCUAUGGACACUGAGAUCAUCAAUACAGCCAUUCUGACUGGACGAACCGUCGCCAUCCCAGUCAAGGUUGUUUCCAUAGAGAUGAGUGGCACAGUCACCGACAUUUCCUCCUCUGUGGAGUGCAAGUCGUCCAAUGAGGACAUUGUCAAGGUGUCCAUGAGCUGUGACUAUGUCUUCGUAAAUGGUAAGGAAACGAGAGGCUCCAUGAAUGCUCGUGUGAUUUUCAGCUAUGAGCACCUGAGCGCCCCGCUAGAGCUGACCGUUUGGGUGCCCAAACUGCCCCUCCGUCUGGAGCUCUCAGAUAAUCGGCUGGCCUUCAUUAAGGGCUGGAGGGUCCCCAUCCUGCCAGACCGCAGGUCAGCCCGUGACAGUGACGAUGAUGAUGACGAUGACAGGAAGGUGAGCCGGGGCUGCACACUGCAGUACCAGCGGGCCCAAAUUAAAGUCUUGACUCAGUUCCACACCACCUCCACUGAGGGCACCAACCAGGUUAUCACCAUGCUGGGGCCUGACUGGCAGGUAGAUGUCACUGACCUGGUCCAGGAUUCACUGAAGGUACAGGACCCCCGCGUGGCUGAACUAGUGGACCAUACCGUGCUGGUGGCUCUGGAACAGGGCUCCACAAUCCUGAAGGUUGAAUCCCCGCUAGCAGUAGAGGCCCUGUUGGGUGAGGCGGCGUUCUCCGUGGUGGAUGAGAAAGUGUCCAUAGUUGAUCUGCGUGUCCAUGCCAUCUCUGGACUGACGCUGAGUCUACAGCCCAGCCCUGGCAACAGCCACACUAUGGUUGCCAAAGCAACUGGCUUACAGACGCUCUCCACUCUCAAGCAGGAGUCCACCCUCUCCAUCUGGGUCUAUUUCAGCGACAACACGGCUGCCCCACUCGGCAUAUAUGACCCCAAGGACUACAACCUUAAUGCCUCCACACUGGAUGAUAAGGUGGUCUCCGUUUCCCAGGAGCCUCAGCAGAGGUGGCCAGUCAUCAUUGCAGAGGGAGAGGGAUCUGGGGAGAUUGUGCGUGUGGAGAUGACCAUAUGCGAAGCCUGCCAGAAGACAAAACGCAAGAGCGUGAUUGCGUUCGCUCCAGUUCAUGUCAAGGUUCGCUUCGGUCCUGAGGAAGAUUCUGAGGAAGCUGAAGAACUAGAGACUGAGGUGGAGACUAAAGUACCAGUCAGUACAAGGAGAACCAUAAUUGAUCCCAGUAUCGGUGCUGGCUACGAACCAUCCAAUGAGCAGCCUGCCAGUGUCCCAAUUGACUACACCAACUUCCCCACCAUCAGCAACCAGGAGCGACCAACAGAGGAAGAAGAGGAGGAAGACGAUGAGUUUGUACAUUCACCUCGUAGUAUGACUGACCUGGAGAUUGGCAUGUAUGCCCUUUUGGGUGUCUUCUGUCUUGCAAUUCUGGUCUUUCUAAUCAACUGCAUUGUGUUCGUCCUUAAGUACCGGCACAAGCGUAUCCCACCAGAAGGCCAGGCCAACAUGGACCACUCACACCACUGGGUGUUCCUGGGUAACGGGCAACCUUUGCGAGCUCAGAGUGACCUUUCCCCGCAGACGGUGGAGAGUCCAAGCAACCCCUUGGAAGGGGUACAGACUUGCUGCCAUGGAGACCACCACAGCAGCGGAAGCUCUCAGACCAGCGUCCAGAGCCAGGUCCAUGGCCGAGGAGACGGCAGUUCUGGUGGCUCGACCAAGGAGCCUGGAGAAGAGGCUAGUUCGCCCACGUCUAAGCGCAAGCGUGUCAAGUUCACCACCUUCACUACACUGCCCACAGAGGAGCUGCCCUACAACUCCAUCCCCAUAGCCGAUGAGGAGGACAUUCAGUGGGUAUGUCAGGACAUGGGCUUCCAAGACCCAGAGGAACUGCAUGAUUACAUGCGCAGGAUAAAAGAAAUCGCCUAAUUUGGCAUCUAGGAGCUUUCUAAAACAAAUCGCCUAAUUUGGCAUCUAGGAGCUUUCUAAAAGACCUUCCUUUCUAAUCUUCUCUUUUUUUUUCUCCCCUCACUCUAGUGGAGUUAUCUUUUCACACGAAUGAAGGAGUGACCGAGGUCUACUGUCCUGUUUCUUUGGGGGUCGUAUUGCACAGUGCCAUUUUCCUUCUAAACGUGUCGGAACAGCAGCGAAAGAUAACCGGCAAAAAAAAAAAUAAAAUAAAAAAGAACAAAAACAGAAACAAUAGGUGGAAAGCCAAAUUCAAGACUAGAGGAUCUUUUAAUCGCUAGCACAAAUGGCUUUAGUGUUUGUGUCAUCCUUUCUCAGGCGAAGAGGGCAUCUCUAACGGAAACCCAGUGUUUUGAGUUCUCAGCAAACAGUGUCGCGAUGGAUUCCUAAAGCGCUUCAUCACUCCUAUCGGGAGGAGGUGUGGGUUACCCUGCUGUGGACAGGAUCUUUCUCAGAAGAACUCCACGAGUCUUGGCACUGUGUCCGUAGUUCUUUUUCUUUUCUCUCUCUCUCUUUCGAACAUCCGAGUAUUCUUCUCCAACAAAGAGGCCUUUGUAGUGCAGAUUUUAAUUUUACUCAGAGAAAAAAAGUGUUUGAGAGGCGUCACUCUCUUGCCGCUGCUGGCAAGCAGUUCUGUUACAGUAAAUGUCAAAGACGAUCAUUAGGACACAGAUACUGUUGUUUUUUUUGUUUUUGUUUUUUUACGCCAAUAUUAAGAAAACACUGAAUGGUUGUCUCUCUAUACCCUUUUUAGCAUUGUCUUCGUGCAACACCUUUUUUUCCCCUCCAAAUUUCCGAAUUACUUUUUCAUACGUCUGUAGCAUUUUCAUACUAAAGCCUACUUUUGGAUCUCUGGUUCACUCAUUUCCCUGGUUAAGUCAGAUGCCUUAUUAAAUGAAUUUUAACAAUCACAACCUCUCUUUGUGUUGACACCAUGCUUGUUCACAUUAGUAAGCGUCAUCGUAGGCUGGGUAACUAUCCAAACUACUUAAUGUCAUGGAAAUCGGUAUCAGCGAAGGGGGAAGGUAGCAGCUUGUACAUUGUGACAUGAAAUAUGUUCUCCAGCCUUCAUUUGCAUGAGAGGAGAAUUUAAGGCACAACCAGCUGUUUUAUGUUUUUCCCAAAAUUUGUAAAUGUUUGUAUUGUGAUAAUUAUCUAAUCAUGCCUAAAUAACAAUAGAGGACAUAUUAUGUUACCAUGCAUUACAUGCAUGCAGUGCCAGCCCUGCCCUUCUGUGUACAUGCCAUAUUCUGCUUAAUCAUUUCUACUGAAGCUUAUUGCCAUUGCAUUUCUCAGUUCCCCCUGAGACAGGGUGAAAUGUCAGAGAAGUGCUUGUCAUUCAUUUGGAUCUCAUCAUGUGAUUAUUAUUCUUUUAAUGUGCUAACUACUCACUUCCCACGCAAACAUGAGGAACUCUAAUUAAAACACGAAAAUCUACUUGAACACAUGCAGGAUGAGGAAUUCUGUGUAGCAAAUAAAUAUGAUCGGUAUUAUCGUCACUGAGUUGUAUGCUUAAAUUCUGUACAUAUUAUUACAUACUCUUUAUUUAUACAUGUAAGCAUUUUUCCCUUUUUUAACAAGCUAUAGUUUUGAAGACUAGGAAUCGCAGAAACACAUUAUUAUGCCUGCCUUUUUACACUAGUAAAUGCCAGCUGGGUUUGCUGGUGGAAAUGCCACAUUAAAUCAUGUUUUUUAACCAGCUUUAUUUCUUACAACAUUGAUUAUAUAAUUAGCUAGUUUUCUGUAGGACACAAGAAGAUCACUUCUAAGCACUGAAACUGUCAUUUACUAGUGUAGAAACAUUUGGAAGGGGUUUGAAAGUAUUUAGUCGAUUGGGGAACGAUUGUUCUGGAGAUGUUGCUGACCAAGCCAAGGAUGAUUUAAUGGGUAGAGUCUCCACAGUUUCUUCAGGACACAGUAAAUCUCCUGAAGUCAUAAAUGCAUUCAUUUCUCCAUUGUGUCUUGCUCAGUCAGUCACAUUAAUCAUUUUAACCAUGAGGAAACAUACAUUCCUGUCAUACUUUUCUUUAUUUAUUGCCUUUAUCCUCUGGUUUGAGCAGAAGCCCAUUGCACUCUAGGUCAGAAUCACAGAGGACCUAAUAUCGAACCCUGACUCACCUCACACAUCCCAUUCUGCCUUAUAUGAUUUACAGCGCUCCCCAUCUUCUUACCCAAGGUUAAUAUUUAAAAAUGAAACAUCCCAGUAAAAGUAAUGUGUUGAAAUGGCAAUGAAAUUGUACAAACAGGUCAAUCUAUCAUUGUUAUAUACAAAUAAAACCAUCCAUCAUUCCGUCUCAAGGUUUCAACAGUUAAAUUAAACCUGAACCUGAAAGUUUGUUUUAUGACCCAAAGCUUCAAAUCACAAGUUCAACGAUGGUGUCUCAGGAUGAAUGUAUACCUUCCAGCUGUACUUUGACCAUCAAAACGAGUAUCAUGUCCAAUGUAUUACCAAGGUCAACCAGUAGGGUGCUAACGCUUAAAACUACUAGCAAGUUUCUAGUAGCAGCUCAUGCAUUCUUACUUGUUUUCUUUUCUGUUUUAUUUUCCCACACCAUGUCGAUGCCAUGAACAUCAGAACGUCUGGCUGUCACAACAGUGACCCUUUGCAUUUCAGAUUGUUUUCUACCUUCCUCCAUGUAUAUAUGUAUAUGCAAAUCCAUUUUGUAAUGUGACGCCACAAUUAUGAUAUGUGUCUGUUUUUAAAGGAGCUGCUACUAGGUCUUUGCUACGGCCACACGCUGUGAUGUGGAGUAGUACAUUUUGAGCUGUACUCUAUGGGAACCUGCUAAAGCACGGUCAUGGCAGUGCUGUGCUGCCUCACUCUUAAUGUACAGAGCACUGUUAAAAUUCCUGUAUUCUUCUGGAAAAAAAUCAAAUCCCUUGUAUUCCCCACUUAUAUGUAAGUACUAAAGAAAAUACAAUGCAUAAA